This is a messenger RNA of Culicoides brevitarsis, 1456 nucleotides long. Its product is annotated as mitochondrial nicotinamide adenine dinucleotide transporter SLC25A51. Bases 284 to 1156 code for a protein of 290 amino acids. Gene Ontology annotation, molecular function: NAD transmembrane transporter activity. The transcript is spliced from 5 exons. The record is from RefSeq and is a predicted model, not a curated record. Gene Ontology annotation, cellular component: mitochondrion. NCBI's taxonomy places the organism in Eukaryota, Metazoa, Arthropoda, Insecta, Diptera, Ceratopogonidae.
UACCAAAUACCCCAAAUUUCAGUGAUAUGAGCAAAAAAUUGUCGAAAAUUAGCGAAAAAUGUCAAUUUUAAGGAAUUUUCGCUAAUUUUCUGGAUGGCAAGGUGUUGUAGAGGCGUUUUAUUACCGAGACAAGUCCGUAACAAGCCAAAUCCUCUGCAAAUUACGAUGAUAAAUGUUUGUUUACAUUUUACGAGCCAUCCAAAUUUUUUGCACAACACGAAAAAAUCUAAAAUUUGGUCAAAUUGAUUAAAAAGGACCUCAUCAUCUCACACAAAAUAUAAAAAUGAAGACAAUACCCUUGGUGCAGUUUGAUAAGAAGUCCCAUAAUGUAUUCCGUACAUUCGAGUGGCGAGAAUUCGCAUGUGGCUGGGGAGCGGCCUUCGUUAAUAUUACCGUCACAUACCCAAUUUACAAGAUAAUCUUUCGACAAAUGUUGCACGGAAGCUCGAUACGAACGGCUUUUCGUCAAAUCAAGGGCGAGGGAUUCUUUUAUCUGUAUCGCGGGAUGUUGCCGCCGCUCGCACAACGCACGUUCUCGCUUUCGCUGAUGUUUGGCGUGUAUGAUGGCGUCAAGACUCCCAUGAUAAAUGAGCUGCAUUGCAAUCCGUAUUUCGCCAAAACGAUGGCAGGAUUGUUUGCGGGAACAGUUGAAGCUGUUUUGAUGCCCUUUGAGAGGAUACAAACGGUGCUGGCGGAUGCCACGUAUCAUGAGCAUUAUAGAAAUACGCAACAUGCUUUUAGACUCAUAAUUGCUGAACAUGGUUUCCGAGAAUUGUACAGAGGAAUCGUGCCGAUUCUGUGGCGAAAUGGACCCUCAAAUUCUCUCUUUUUUGUGAUGCGGGAAGAAGCGGAAAAUCGACUGCCGAAACAGACAUCAAAAGUGCGUCACAGCAUACAGGAAUUUCUGGCAGGCGCAUGCAUCGGGGCAUUCCUAAGUUCCCUCUUCUAUCCCAUCAACGUACUAAAAGUCGCGAUGCAAUCGAGUGUCGGGGGACCCAGUCAACGUAUGUGGGUCGUGGCAAAGCAAAUUUACGAAGAACGUGGCUGUCGAAUUAGCAAUGUGUACAAGGGAGUGAGUGUAAAUUGCACAAGAGCCUUCAUCAGUUGGGGCAUCAUGAAUGUCGCAUACGAAAAUCUAAAGAAAAUGGUCUACUAAUAAGUCACAAAAAAAUUAUUCGUACUACAAUAGAGAUAUUCGUGCAACACGUAAACUAGUUAGUUAGUCAUAACAAAAAACAAAAAAAAAAACUAGCAAGAACGUAUUUUAAUUAAUUUUACGUUUUUUUACACCAGAAUUUUUUUCUCUUGGAUAUAGUUGUCUAGUCUCUCCCUUUACCCCUUUUUAUGGAAAAUAAUUGUAAAUAUGUUAAAAUUUGUUGAGAAAAAAAAUCUUGCAUUUUGUGAGUCAUAUAAUCAUUAAAAAUAAGAAAAUUAAUGGUUGAAACUUGUUUAACAU